Molecule: messenger RNA, 1892 nt
Organism: Megalobrama amblycephala (Wuchang bream)
Lineage: Eukaryota; Metazoa; Chordata; Actinopteri; Cypriniformes; Xenocyprididae
Gene: hes3
Product: hairy-related 3
Exons: 4
Coding region: 995-1696 (233 amino acids)
Biological process (GO): regulation of transcription by RNA polymerase II; regulation of neurogenesis; anterior/posterior pattern specification
Cellular component (GO): nucleus
Molecular function (GO): DNA-binding transcription factor activity, RNA polymerase II-specific; protein dimerization activity; RNA polymerase II cis-regulatory region sequence-specific DNA binding
Source: RefSeq, a predicted model, not a curated record
AGGAGGCGUUCCUCUAAUUCUCCUCGCUCUGCUUCUUUGAAGGGAGCAUCUGUGAGAAUUCUACUUCUUUUUCAGACCAUGUAUGUUAUCAAGGCAAGCUUUUAACACGUAGAGCUCCGCUUGUAGCAUGGCCAUCUGUAUUUUACAGGCCAUCAAAGAAUCUUAGAGCGUUUGGACAGUUUUAGAAAAUGUUAAUUUGGUUUGUAGAAUCUUGACAUUUUAAUUCAGCAAAAGUGAAGGUUCCCCUUCCUUAUUGGCAGACAAUUGCCACGUUGUGAUGACACGGAAAAGAUUUCCACGGUGCUGCCUGUCCCACAUGGCGUGAAACUUGAAGAGAAAGGGAUGAAUAGUCGGAGCUAAUUCCUCUAAAGCUCGUCUGGUUAUUUGUAACAUUUUCCAUUUUACGGUGCUUAUGCAGCUCUCUAAAAGCUACAUUUUCACCCCACACGAUGACGUUUUAGGUCAGCGCUUAUUUGUUAAUUUCUCUUUAAACUAAAACAAAUAAAAUAUAAGAUUUAAAAAUGUCUCUUAGGGAUAACAUGAUUAUAAGCGUUAGUCCAAGUAUGCCAUUUCAAACUAAAAUAGGCUGACAGGUGUCUGUAAAAAAACGAUUGGCCUAUACCUAAUUAUGUAUGACGCCAAAAUACGGACAAGUAAUGCAAAACACAUCUUAUUUUAUCUUAAUUAAUUUUCUUCUGAUUGCAUAAAUUAGAAGUCUCGUGGUUUAUAAAAUAGAGCAGGCCUAAUACCAAAGUCACCCUUAAGCUCUUUUUUUUUUUAGAACAAAAGCACAGCCAGAAAAGCAACUUCAUGCUGAUUGGGUGUCCAGCAGAAACUAAAUGGAUGCUCUUUUUUUCUCACCAAUGAUGUGAGCAGUACAUUGAGAUGUUAAGUGAGUCUUUCUUUAUAAAGCAGGAUACUAGGGAGAAUUCCUUCACUCCAACACAAGGAAGUCUGAUAAUUCAUCUGGGUAUCUAAGUACUUUGAGCAUUUGAUGACAAUGGCUGCAGCAUCAGAUUGUGCGGUAACGGCAAAAACUAAAUGCGUUAAAAAGGUUUCUAAACCACUGAUGGAGAAAAAAAGAAGGGCACGUAUCAAUAAAUGUUUGAAUCAACUGAAAAGCCUCCUGGAAAGCGUUUGUUCCAACAAUAUCCGCAAGCGAAAACUGGAAAAGUCUGACAUUUUGGAAAUGACGGUGAAACAUCUAAGGCAUCUGCAAAACAGCGAAAGAGGAAUGGCCAAAGUUUUGGACUCUGCUGAAUAUCACGCUGGCUACAGAAGUUGUCUCGCCUCUGUCAGUCAUUAUCUUCUCGCGUCAGACACAGACAGGGAUUGCCGUUUCACCAUGCUGACGCAUCUUACGAGCGGUCCUCACCACGGCAGAGUUCAUGAUUUCAGUACUGCGGAAAGCGACCCCGCACUGAUCCUUGCACCAACAAGUACACCUCGGCGAUCACAUAGGCCUAUUGUUUCGCUUAAAACAGAAGCUUCUUAUCCCAACGUGCAGCAAACAUCAGACAGAAAUUAUUGCUUUGUGCCGAAGAGGACUGAGAUUUGUGAUAUGGACAAACAAUCAUUCAACGCACAGGUUGGGACGUCUGGAUCAAAGAAGCUCAAAACCAUGCACUUCAGUCUUAAAAAUACAAAGGUUGAUAAGUGCUGCAUUUUGAAACAUAAUUAUUGGCGGCCUUGGUAAUUAUGAACAAUUUCAAAUUUCACUGUUUCAACACUUAGACUUUAGCUCUAAUUUUUGCUUCUCAUGCACUGUACAUGUAGAUCUUAUUUUUUAUGAAUGUCUAUUUUAGGAAUAAAAGACUACAACAAUAUGUGUAUUUGUAAAAAACAUACAUUGUUUAUGACUAGAUGUCAAGUCUCUUUUUAAUCUCUUCUGC